This is a messenger RNA of Mesorhabditis spiculigera, 198 nucleotides long. The record is from the annotation of a GenBank genome assembly. Lineage: Eukaryota; Metazoa; Nematoda; Chromadorea; Rhabditida; Rhabditidae.
AUGGAUGAAGGACCCGUCUUCAACUUGUCACCGGGGGAUCUGGCCGACCACAUUAACGCACUCAUGUGUGACAAUUUGAAGGACUCGUCUUCAACUUGUGCGUCACCGGGGGAUCUGGCCGACCACAUCAAUGCACUGAUGUGCGACAAAUUGAAGGUGCGAAAAGAACGUCAUAUUCGCGUACUCGGAAGAGUUCAA